Molecule: messenger RNA, 2670 nt
Organism: Mandrillus leucophaeus (drill)
Lineage: Eukaryota; Metazoa; Chordata; Mammalia; Primates; Cercopithecidae
Gene: LRRD1
Product: leucine-rich repeats and death domain containing 1
Exons: 5
Coding region: 75-2666 (863 amino acids)
Biological process (GO): signal transduction
Molecular function (GO): protein binding
Source: RefSeq, a predicted model, not a curated record
AUUCAAAGGAAAAAACAUGAAAAUUAAAAUCAAGUUACAAUUUUGUAUUGGCAUAAAACAUAUCAGCAAAUAAGAUGUCUGAAAAGAAGGGUAUGUCAGAGGAGCUAGAGGAUACUAUUAGUCAAUUUAGGAAAGAAUCUAGAUCACAGUCAGUGAAGGAGCCUGGCUUUAUUAAAGAAACAUCAAAUUUGAUAAACGAAGCUUCUGAUUACCUGGAAGGGAAAUCUUCUAACCAGAUUUAUGAAACACAUCCUAGACAGAUUACAUUAGAGUCAACAUCUUCCUCUGGAAGCAAGUCUAAGAGAAAUGAAGAACAAAAGAAAAAUCUUCAAUUUUCUGAAACAAGCACUAGAACAGAAACUUCACAGAGUUUAUCAUCACUAACUGGGAGGAUUGCAGAAUAUCAGGCUUUGGUUAACUUCCUAUCUCGUGAAACAGUAGGAGAAGUUAGUCCGCAAGUCUCUGAAGAAAAUCAGAAACAUCUUGGCUUAGAAACAACUUGUAAAGAUAACUUUACAGUUAAUCUUGAGGCCAAGGGUUUACAGGAAUUUCCUAAGGACAUUUUAAAAAUCAAAUAUGUAAAAUAUCUAUAUUUAGACAAGAAUCAAAUCAAAACUUUUCAAGGGGCAGACUCAGGUGAUCUGCUAGGACUUGAAAUUCUAUCCCUGCAAGAAAAUGGAUUAUCAUCACUUCCAUCUGAAAUUCAGUUACUUCAUAAUUUAAGGAUAUUAAACGUCAGUCACAACCACAUAUCACAUAUACCUAAAGAAAUAUCUCAGCUUGGGAAUAUCGCACAACUCUUUUUUUAUAACAAUUACAUUGAAAAUUUUCCUUCUGACUUAGAAUGUCUUGGAAACUUGGAAAUUUUAAGUUUGGGUAAAAAUAAGUUAAGGCAUAUACCAGAUACUCUGCCUAGUUUAAAAUACUUGCGGGUUCUCAAUUUGCAAUAUAAUCAAUUAACAAUAUUUCCUAAAGCUCUGUGCUUCCUUCCAAAGUUAAUUUCACUAGACCUUACUGGAAACCUGAUCAGCAGUUUGCCAAAAGAAAUUAGGGAGCUUAAAAAUUUAGAAACACUUUUACUGGAUCAUAAUAAGCUUACCUUUCUGGCUGUAGAAAUUUUUCAGUUACUCAAAAUAAAAGAACUCCAACUGGCCGACAAUAAAUUGGAAGUUAUUUCACACAAAAUUGAGAAUUUCAGGGAACUUAGGAUUCUUAUACUUGAUAAAAAUUUAUUGAAAAAUAUACCAGAGAAAAUAUGUUGCUGUGCAAUGUUGGAAUGCCUUACUCUUAGUGAUAAUAAAUUAACAGAACUGCCUAAGAACAUCCAUAAGCUUAACAAUUUAAGAAAACUUCAUGUAAACAGAAAUAAUAUGGUAAAAAUAACUGACAGUAUCUCACAUCUUAAUAAUAUAUGCAGUCUAGAAUUUUCAGGAAACAUAAUCGCAGGUGUUCCCAUUGAAAUAAAAAACUGCCAAAAAAUAAUUAAAAUUGAAUUGAAUUAUAACAAAAUAAUGUAUUUUCCGUUGGGACUGUGUGCUUUAGAUUCUCUUUAUUAUUUGAGUGUUAAUGGAAAUUAUAUUUCAGAAAUACCUGCGGAUAUAUCUUUCAGUAAACAACUGCUUCAUUUAGAAUUGAGUGAAAACAAACUCCUCAUAUUUUCUGAGCACUUUUGUUCUCUUAUUAAUCUUAAAUACCUGGAUCUUGGUAAAAACCAAAUAAAGAAAAUUCCAGCAUCUAUUUCUAAUAUGAUAUCCCUCCAUGUACUUAUUUUAUGCUGUAAUAAAUUUGAAACUUUCCCUAGAGAAUUGUGUACUUUAGAAAAUUUGCGAGUACUUGAUCUUUCAGAAAACCAAUUACAGAAAAUCUCUUCAGACAUCUGUAAUUUAAAAGGAAUCCAGAAAUUAAACUUCUCAAGCAAUCAAUUUAUACAUUUUCCUAUUGAACUGUGCCAACUUCAAUCACUGGAACAGCUGAAUAUAAGUCAGAUAAAAGGGAGAAAGUUAACAAGACUUCCAGGAGAGCUAUCUAAUAUGACUCAACUUAAAGAACUUGAUAUCUCAAAUAAUGCAAUCAGAGAGAUUCCAAGAAAUAUAGGAGAAUUGAGAAAUUUGGUUAGUUUGCAUGCAUACAAUAAUCAAAUAAGUUAUAUUCCACCAUCUUUGCUAUCUUUAAAUGAUCUCCAGCAACUAAACCUGAGUGGAAAUAAUCUGACAGCUCUACCUAGUGCUAUCUACAAUCUUUUUUCACUGAAGGAGAUAAAUUUUGAUGACAACCCUUUGCUGAGACCUCCAAUGGAAAUCUGUAAAGGAAAACAGUUGUACACUAUUGCACGCUAUCUACAGAGGGCAGAUGAAAGAGAUGAGAAAAUCUUAGAGAAGAUAUUCAAGAUAGUUGCCAACAACAUCACUGAAACCAAUUUUGAAUUUUUAUGUCAAAAACUAAACCUGGCAAACUCAGAAACUGAUAUGCCUACAAAGAGCACUGUUUCAUUAAGUGAGAGAGCCCACCAAGCACUUGUUAUAUGGAAAACACAGAGUAACAAAUUAUCACUAACUGCUGCUGCUUUAAGAGAUCAACUAAUUCGAGCACUAACUAUGAUAGGAGCAUAUGAAAUUAUGGACAAAAUAACAGCUUUAAAUCUUUUUACACGUGCAAUUAAAUUCUAACCAG